Ziziphus jujuba (common jujube) is the source of this 2006-nucleotide messenger RNA. RefSeq lists its product as uncharacterized. The coding region runs from base 168 to 1808 and encodes 546 amino acids. The transcript is spliced from 6 exons. Lineage: Eukaryota; Viridiplantae; Streptophyta; Magnoliopsida; Rosales; Rhamnaceae. The record is from RefSeq and is a predicted model, not a curated record.
UGAAAGAAAAAGAAAGAAAGAAAGACAGAAAGAAGCUCAUUUUUGAGUUGGUAUGCUUCCAUUAUCAUCAUCAUCUUCUUCUUCAUCUUCAUCUUCAUCUCUCAGCCUCUCCUUCUGAGUCUCUCUCUCUCUCUCUCUCUCUCUCUCUCUCUCUCUCUCUCUCACAAAUGGGUUCGAGCUGUAGUCGAAUGGGGUCGCGGAUUUCUCGCCCCCGAACCAACCGCAACACCAACCGCUCCACUAUCCCCUCUCCCAUCUGUGGUGGUGGUGGCUCCGCUUCUCGCGCUACCCAUGAGAUGGAAAAUCAUCCAGCUGAGUGUCUGGUUAAAUCUGCAGAUCGUUGUGCUUCAGACAUCCAUGAAAUUCAGGACCCUGGACUGGAAUCUCCAUUGUUCACCGGAACGGAAACAGUAUUUACCACCCCCAGUACUGAAGUUGAUUCCAGAUCUGAAAGCACUUUAGCAGCUGUUGGGGAUGCUUCUUUUGAAGGUGGUUUAAGAAACGUUGAAACAAGUAACCAUGAAGUAUUCUUGUCUGAAUGUAAGGAGCUAAUGUCUCCUCAUCAGGUAAGUGCUGAUUAUCAACAUGCUGGCUCUGGUAGGGAUAGUAGUGCUGCAUCUACUUCUUUGUUUAAAGAGCAAGAAUCUUCAGCCCAAGUCUCUACAAAUGAUUUGGCUAACAUAGGUUCUGUUAAUGGUGUUGAAAACACGAUCCACAGUGUUGUAUCUAAGACCUGUUCCGAGGUUUUGCAUCCAAGCAGUUCAAAUUCUCAGGGACUUGACAAUUUAUGUUCUGAUGGAGCACCUGUUGAGAAUCACAUGUCCGAAGUGAUGGCAGUCUCUGAUUCUGACACUAAUUCUGUUCAUGUUUCCAAUGCACCGGUAAAUUUACCAUCGCUAGAAAAUGAACCUCUUCAAGAGGCAAUACCUUCAGAAUUAGGAAUCCUUGUGUCCAAUAGGGAACGAGGCCGUGUCGACGGUGGUGUACUUCAUGUGGAUGUUGUUAGUAUUUCUUCGAACAUUUUCCCUAAUAGCAAUCCUGAUGCAAACAAUCAUGAGGCCAGAAGGAAUAGUAGAAGAUUGUUUUGGGAUGCAUUUUCAAGACGCAGUUCUAGAAGGCUUAUUGAUUCUCCAACCAUUGUUUUCUCAACGGAUGAUGCUGAGGACAUAGGAUCUCAUGAGAGAUGGCUAGUUGGUUUGAGUGGUGACUUUUUUGAUGAUGGGAAUAUAGCUGAUUCUGGACGUUUGGGAAGUAGAAUUCCAAAUUUGACUGAAAGACGAAGGCACUCAAUAUCUGAGGUCUGGGAAAGACUUCGCGGUGGCCUUGAUGAGAGCAGUCGACGGAAUGCUUUUUGUCCAUCAGGUCUUCAUCCUGAUGGUACAUGCUCAUGUGAGUCAUUCUUGAUGACUGAAGAGUCCACUACUCGUGCAAGUAUAUCAAGAAUUGUCAUGCUUGCUGAAGCUUUAUUUGAGGUUCUGGAUGAAAUUCAUCGCCAACCUGUCUCACUUUCCCUGUCUAUGGUCUCAAGUCCUGCCCCAGAAUCUGUUGUUGACUCAUUUCCACUCAAGAGUCACAAGAAGGUUGAUGCAGCUGAGGCUGGUGAUGAUGUUAAAGAGUGUUAUAUUUGCCUUGCCGAGUAUGAGGAUGGGGACAAAAUUCGAGUUCUUCCUUGCAGCCACGAGUAUCACAUGUCAUGUGUGGAUAAGUGGCUUAAAGAGAUACAUGGAGUAUGUCCACUUUGUCGAGGAGAUGUUCGUGAUGGUUCCUCGGAGUGUUCUGUAUCCAACUCUGAGAUACCUUCUAUUUGACAGAGUUGUACAUAUUAAUGUAAAUAGUAAUAAUUUUUUCCUUCUCUUUCUAUCUAAUAUGUAUGUUUAAAAAUUCAUUUGUAUCUGAAUUUCUGAAAUCUGCAUCUUGUAGCAUCUUUUCUCGUGAUGCGGUUUUGUAGUAUUUUUGUAGAAAAAUUUUAGCGAAUGAGAUAUUGGUGGAUCAAUAUUUUAGUGUCA